GCCAGUGGUUCGGCUUCUACACGUGUUUACGGCACAUGACAGCAUAUCUGGUGGAAUAGCCGCUUUCCCUGCGGUGACAGGCCGCUGGAGCUGCUCCGGGUUGCUCACGGCGGUGUCCGGGCAGCGGCUGAUGCCGGGUCGCGAUGUUCAGCAGUGCAGGGACGUGUUUGUAGCUGCGGAGCUAGCAGCUAGCGGCUAGCCGGGAGCAGGACAACAUGUCCGGACUUGUCUCCCCACGCUGAGCGCGCUGCACACUCUGUGUUCUCGCACACCAUGGACUUCCAGUUCCCCCAGCAGCUGUUCCCCUCGUUUUACAACAGCGGACCUCCGGACUCGGUCGUGAAACACUUUGCCGGAGACUGGGGAUCUUACCAGCGGGUCCGGCUUCAGGGAGGUUCUGGUUCCGACUCCACCUGGACGUUUAUACCCAAACAUGAAGUCCGGGGGGAGACGUGGCGUCCCACUGAGCCCAUCCCGGUUCCACUGCUGUCUCCCAAGGAUGCUUUCGUUCCCUACGUGACGCCUCCGGAUCCUCUGAGCUUCACGAAACAUAUGCAGAACUUCUUCAUGGAUCAUAAACACGACGCCUUCGGAUGCAUGAGCAGCAUCCUGGGAAGAAACUUCUUCUUCUCUGAUGGACGACGCCGACAGCGGUGUCCUGAGGGCUCGGUCAACAUGUGGAGGGUGAGGAAACACCUGGACCAGCUCCACGUGAAGAAGUGUCGGCAGACGUAUUACUCGCUGUCGCUGAACCGGUACUGCUGCCUGCUGUCCGACGUGGUGCCCUCCGUGCCCCCCGACCUGCUGGGGCCGCUGCUGCACGAGGAGCUGGCCGAGCAGAGGGACCGCCUGCUGUUCUGCGAAGCGGCCGGGGGCGCUCUGGCCUUCGUCCCCUUCUCCCAGAGCAGCGGCUGCCUGCUCUAUCCAGGACACGGCGAUCAGGACCUGCUCAACUUCCACAAGGUGGCGCUGCUGCAGCACCCCGAAGGAAGCCCCCCCACUGUGGACAGCAGCAGCAGCAAGCCCUUCAGCUUCCAGCUCCAGGGCGCCAUCAGACAGCUGAGCGCCGCCUGCUUCCCGCACAGCUGCCUGGUGGGCGCGCGUCUGGAUCACCUCUGUGGCGUUUGGAGCUUCAGUGAGCAGAACGAGCCUCGUCUGCUGCAGGCGGUCAAAACCUCAGAGACAGCGACCUGCGUCAGCCUCAGUCCUCAUGUCUGCGGUGAAGUCCUGGUGGCGAGCGAGAGCGGAGCGGCACACCUGUGGACGGUGGGGAAAGGCAUGCAGAAGGUCCGGGCGGAGGACUCCAACCUGUACUUCAACGCCCGGUCCCGGUGGCGGUGGUGCGAGUUCUCGGCUCACCCCAGGGUGGCGCUGUACGCUGACCGGACGGGGGCGGAGCUCACAGACUUCAGGGCCAGUCCGCCCUCCAGUCACACCCUGUUUCGUAUCAGCAGCUCGUCCGAGUGUCGCAACGGAGAGCGGCUGAUCCUGGUCCGGUACCUGAGGGACGCUCACUGCUUCCACCACCUCGUCACCACGCAGUACUCGGCGUACAUCGUGGACGAGCGCUUCCCCGGCGUGCCGAUGCUGAAGCUGGACCACCAGAUGCGGUCGCCGCCCGUCUUCUGCCACGUCGUUCCCGAAGAAGGACGAAGCACCAAGAUGCUCCUGGGCUCCCGCCGCUGCCAGGAAGUCACGCUGCUGCAGUACUCGGGUGGCCGAUCAGAUGCCUGCUCCAGUCGGGGUCCUCCUCAGGCUCUGCUCAGAGCCGCAGACAGUCUGGAGCACCUGCCGGUUCUCAUCCCCCACCAGCAGAGCGCCGCCGCCCACAGACUGUCUGCACCGGCCACAGGUCUGACCUGCAUUGGGCCGGCGGGCGGCGGCUCGGAGCGGCGCCGCCUCUGCGUCCUCCAGCUGACGGAGGCCGGAGACAUUUUCUACCAGGUGGUGGAGUCGGAGCGACGCGGAGCCGAGGCCGAGGCCGCCGGCGCCCGGCGCCCCCCGCUGCUGGCAGAGGACACGUCCAGCGAGGACGGCGACGUGAUCGGGCCGACUCAGGCCACUCCGGGCUUCGUUCCUGAAUCGCCCGAUUGGGACUCCGACUCGUUCUCCGAGGAUUCAGAGGCGGAGGGCAGGCACCGCCGCCUGAAGAGGUUUAAGGUUCCGGUCGUGGUCAACGAGGAUCCGGAGCCAGAGCUGGACCCGGAGCCGGAUCAAACGGGUGUGGAGGACGGAAGCACGAGGAGGAGCGGCGAGGAGACGCUCAGCAGCUCACCUCCUCAGGAUCUGACUCCGCCCGCUCUCAGCCGGGCGGCGCUCGCCACCUGGAAACACUGGCUCCAGACACUGAUGCAGAGCAGCACUAGGGAUAAGCCCCGCCCCCCCAGCUCGUCACACUUCAUCGUCAGCACUGAGGAUCUGCUCAAACCCGUCAACGCGGCCCCGUCAGGAAGCGGCGGCCUGCAGGAAGUCGGCGAGUAUCUGAGGUCCUGCAUGUCCAGACGCUCGCUGGCCCUGUCCGCCCCGGUCCAGGACCCGGACCUGGUUCCCGUCCCGGAGCAGGUGGACACGGAGGCCUGGACCGACCCGCUGAGCCGCAGGCUGACGGCGUCCUGGCAGGGCGAGGAGGCGUGGCUGGCCUGGUGGGAGGAGGAGCUGGGCACGCACAGGGAGGCCAAGGCUCAGGCGCUGAGGAGGAAGCGGCGGCGCGAGAAGGAGGCGCGGCGCGCCGCCGGCCAGCAGCUGGAGCUCAGCGCCAGCUUCUCCUCCUCCGCCAGCGGCCCGUCCGAGCUGGACGACUUCUCCACCCACAGCCAGGUGCCCUGGUUCGACACCGAGUGGACGGCCCGCCCCUACCCGGACCCGGGUCUGGAGAGAGACCCGACUGAGACGGACGCUCCUGCUGGACCCCCGACCGGCGAGGAGGCGGACCCCCAGACCCCCACCGGGACCGGGACCCCCGAUCCCUCACCUGCUCCGGAGAAGAGGCGCGAGCCGCUCGCCGCUCAGGAGAACCCGGUCCAGACGGAGGAGCAGAUGGAGGUCCCAGUCCGUACGGGGGCCCCCGCCCAGAAGGAGGCCCCCGCCCAGAAAGAAAACCCCCUUCAGAAGGAGAACCCCGUCCAGAAGCAGAACCCCGUCCAGAAGGAGGCCCCCUCCACCCCCGCUGCCCGUUACACCUCAUCCUCUCAGUUCAGCAGCUCCCAGAAUUCCCUGGGGCGCCUGUCCCAGUCGUCUCAGCCCAAGAAGAAGAAGUCUCGGAUGGGGUUCUGAGCGUUUUGGGAUUACCUUUGCUGGACUUGUGGAUUAAGUUGGAGCUGGAUCUCCUGGAGGACGGAGGACAGAGGCAGCUCAGGAGGACUUGGUAGGACUGACUGGAGUGUGUGUGUGUGUGUGUGUGUUUGUGUGUGUGUGUGUGUGUGUGUGUGUGUGUGUGUGUGUGUGUGUGUGUGUGU
Molecule: messenger RNA, 3455 nt
Organism: Salarias fasciatus (jewelled blenny)
Lineage: Eukaryota; Metazoa; Chordata; Actinopteri; Blenniiformes; Blenniidae
Gene: taf1c
Product: TATA-box binding protein associated factor, RNA polymerase I subunit C
Biological process (GO): transcription by RNA polymerase I
Cellular component (GO): fibrillar center
Molecular function (GO): RNA polymerase I core promoter sequence-specific DNA binding
Source: RefSeq, a predicted model, not a curated record